AAACUCCGAGCUGGGGAAGGUACACGAGGUGCAGCUGAACUUGAGGUGUGUGUUAUCUGUGUGUGUGUGAAACAUGUCUCAGGUGAGCAAUAGACCGGGUCAGCUGUGCGGUGGAACAGGUCAUGUGAAGCAUGCAAACGCGGAGGUGCAGAAAAUCUGUGAUGAGGUGAAGCCGCAGGUGGAAAAGAAAGCUGGGAAAAAUUUUGACGUUUUCAAAGCCACAGCAUUCAGCUCUCAGAGUGUAGCAGGAACGAACUACUACAUUAAGGUGCAGGUGGGUGAGAGUGACUACAUGCACAUCCGAGUGUUCAGGUCUCUCCCCAGUGAAGGAUACAAACUCUCACUGCACGAUAUCCAGACCCCAAAAACCCUCCAGGACCCUAUUGAAUUCUUCUGAGACAGCACACACACACACACACACACACACACACACACACACACACACACACACACACACACACAGCACUCCCUGAACAGCAAAAUAAAAUGCAUCAAUUAUAUGAAUCAUAGGGUGCACUUAUUUUUUCCCACCUGGUUUCUGAAUGUUGUUUACUUUCUGAGGAAGAAAACGACUAGACAUUAAAAUCUGUUGUGUAUUUUA
Molecule: messenger RNA, 601 nt
Organism: Ictalurus punctatus (channel catfish)
Lineage: Eukaryota; Metazoa; Chordata; Actinopteri; Siluriformes; Ictaluridae
Product: cystatin-B
Exons: 3
Coding region: 74-397 (107 amino acids)
Cellular component (GO): cytosol
Molecular function (GO): cysteine-type endopeptidase inhibitor activity
Source: RefSeq, a predicted model, not a curated record